Vanessa atalanta (red admiral) is the source of this 817-nucleotide messenger RNA. RefSeq lists its product as uncharacterized. The transcript has a single exon. The coding region runs from base 117 to 749 and encodes 210 amino acids. The record is from RefSeq and is a predicted model, not a curated record. NCBI's taxonomy places the organism in Eukaryota, Metazoa, Arthropoda, Insecta, Lepidoptera, Nymphalidae.
UUGAAAGUAAAUAUGUAUUAAACGAUCUGGUGAAGGUAAUUAAAAUGCAGUAACAAUAAUUCUAAUAAUGGACAAUUAUUUAUCAAUUUCAUUUUGCAAGUGAUGUGGCCGACAUAAUGUGGAAAAUAAUACCAAAUUCCAGCUGCAUACUUGAGCCAGAAGAGCUGCGUUACUUAAAACAAUUAUUAGCUAAAAACAUAUGUAAUUGUAAAAUUUGUAAAGGUUACGAAAAAUCAUUGGAAAAUAUUAUAGAUUACCAUGACAAGCAAAAUCAAGUGACAGAACAAUGUUUUGUCAAAGAAAUAUCUAGAGCUGUAUCAGCUCAAAAAUUUCAUCAAGUCCCAUCUCUACACAACACUCUCUGUCCGGGGUGUUAUAUGGCCUUAAAUUUAAGUCGUCAAAAAGAUGUUAAGAUUUUUAAAGAUGAGGAAAUUGAAACCAAGACAGAAAUGUUUAGUUGUGACAAAUCAACCGAGAAAGCGUAUAACGUUGCUGAGAAAUCUACUUCAGAUACAAAACAAUGUGAGCUCAGUCAUAAUGCCGUUGCAUUAGAUAAAGUUGGUUCUGAAGUAUCAAAUGCUAAUGUUGAAGAUCAAGAUAUUAGCAUGAGAAAAGAGCCAAUGGCUUACUUAGAGUAUAAAGAAGAAACUCCUGAAACGGCGCCUAUUUAUAACAACUGCCAUUGCAUGUCCAACUUUAUUAAUUCUAUUAGACCACCUUUAAGAAAUUGUGACAUUUAUAAUCAAUAAUCCCUUCUUUUGUUUAUUACUUUAAUUAAUUAUAUACGCAAUGGAAUCCUUGUUUUGCAAUAUGACAA